This is a messenger RNA of Osmia bicornis bicornis, 2322 nucleotides long. RefSeq names its product heparan-alpha-glucosaminide N-acetyltransferase-like. Lineage: Eukaryota; Metazoa; Arthropoda; Insecta; Hymenoptera; Megachilidae. The transcript is spliced from 15 exons. The record is from RefSeq and is a predicted model, not a curated record. The coding region runs from base 586 to 2253 and encodes 555 amino acids.
AUUCGUUUAGAAUGCUCGACAGCGCAAUCAUUCGCAGCUCGUCUACUUAUGUGAUUAAAUUGUGUAUUAGGUAUCAAAAAUACAAGAAACAGAAGACAAAGUUGAAGAGAACACAUCAGUCAUGACUUCUGACAUUAUUUCCAUAUUGUCUUCAGAAAUGCUUUCAAAGCAAUUCGAAGUUUCUAACAAUGCUUGUGAUUGGUCAUUCCAUUAUGGCGUCCUCCUAUUUAGACCAAUCAGAUUCAUCGUUGAAGGGUGCGUUGCGUGAAGUGUGGUGGAGUGCAACAGUCCUCUUCGAAGCUUUGUCCGUUUGACACGUGUCCGCAACAGACCCGUUCGUGUAUGUAAACUGACUGAGUUCCAUCGAAGUAUCGCAGUGAAGUUGGCGCACAAAUAUUCACGCCGCGUCGGUGAGCCGGCCGAUAGCGGAAUUUACCGAAGAAUGCCGAAGCGGUGCCGACCGGUCUUCGUCGGGAAGGUAGGUCUCGCCAUUUCUCUCGCGAACGUCGAAGUGACAAGACGUGUUCAGAGCAUCCUUCUGUAUAAGUAAUAAAUAUUUGAUGGAUAUUGAAAGGACGCCAUGAUAUGGCAGAGACGAUGGACGAGUGGUUCUGCGAUCGCGAGACCCUCAAGUACGAUGAAGCUUGUAUCAAUCUACGAACCGACCACGAAGAUUCCAACGUCUGGCUCUAUUUGCUUUCGACCGAUUGCGCCUUGUGUCCGUAUACCAGAAUCAAGCAAAUUAUAGCGAAUUCUACCUCCAGUGUAAUAAUCGAUACAGUCAGACCUACAACGUUUAGGAUAUUCGAUGCCGUAGAUCCUGAUGAAUUCGUAACUGCUAAAAAUACGAGUAACGUGAUCUGUGAGUUAACACCGAAUUUGGGACAAUUCGGUGUGUACGAGUUGACGGUCCAAAAUCGAAGUUGCGAUAUAAAGGUUUUGAACGAACCAACUUCUCCUUACACAGAAGUUUUCGUUAUUUUGGGAGUUUUGGUGCUCGUUCUGUUUGGCCUGUCCGGUUUGAAGUCAUUAUGGCACGCUUGCAGAAAGAAAUGUACGCGACGUCAGGUGGACGAUACUGCGAUGAGGCAACCUGUGAAACGUCGAGUGAAAGCAAUCGACACUGUUCGGGGGGCUAGCACUCUAUUAAUGAUAUUCGUUAACGAUGGAUCCGGUGGUUAUAGAACUUUGGGCCAUGCCACUUGGAAUGGCUUACUCUUAGGGGAUUUAGUGUUCCCUUGUUUUAUAUGGAUCAUGGGGGUAUGCAUCCCCAUAGCGUUGGGCAGUCAGUUAAAGCGAAUGGUGCCGAAACAUGUCAUACUAUACGGUAUCGUUAAGAGAAGUAUUCUCCUGUUCUUAAUCGGAGUAUCUCUAAACACGGUGAGCACCGGUCCUCAGCUGGAAAACAUCCGGAUAUUCGGUGUUCUUCAACGUUUCGGUGUAACUUACUUCAUGGUUUCUCUGACGUACCUUUUCUUGAUGCUCAAAAGACCAACAAAGUCUCCGAUGUUACGAGAUGUGCAAGAUUUUUUCCUCUUACUACCUCAAUGCUGUGUGAUGGCAGUCAUCGUGGCUGUUCAUUGCAUCGUCACAUUUUGCUUACCUGUUCCUGGCUGUCCCACUGGAUAUCUGGGUCCUGGUGGUCUUCACGAUGAUGCAAAAUAUUUUGACUGCGUUGGAGGAGCAGCCGGUUAUAUCGAUAGAUUGGUACUCAAGGAACAACAUUUACAUCAUUCGAUGACUGUUUAUCAGUCGGGACCAUUUGAUCCAGAAGGGAUUUUGGGUUGUCUCACAUCGACGUUCCACGUUUUCCUCGGUCUACAUGCUGGUAUAAUUAUGAUGUCUUACAAAGACUGGAAAGAACGUGUUGUGAGAUGGUUGGCGUGGGCUGCGUUUUUCGGCUGCAUCGGAUGCGCUCUCCACUUCACCAACGUGAUUCCCGUCAAUAAAAAGUUAUGGUCGCUGUCGUUCGUGUUCGUAACGACAUCCUUCGCUCUCGCUUUCCUCUCCGCCUGUUAUUUGCUCGUGGACGUGCUUAAGGUGUGGAACGGAGGCCCUUUCCGAAUCCCUGGUAUGAACGGUUUGUUGCUGUAUGUUGGCCACAUGACAUGUUAUCAAAAUUUCCCUUUCCAUUGGAGCAUCGGAAGCAUGAACAGUCGAGGUCUACGUUUAUGCGAAGCGAUUUGGGGAGUUGCAUUGUGGACUAUCAUUGCAUACAUUAUGCACAAGAAGCGAACUUACAUCAGUCUUUGAAAUUCUAUUCCUUAUAUAGAAAGUGUAUUUUAUAAAUAAAACAUUGAAAUUGUUAUUCCCUUCCAUACA